AUGCACCCCAGCCGCGGCUUCAUCCUGCUCCUCCUCAACGGAACCGCGUGCUUGGUGGCCCUGGGUCAGGAAGAUGAGUCCUCCAACCCCAAAAGCUCUUCAGACGACUCCUCCAAGACGUUGGGCCUCCUGGGCGAGCAGGCUCCCCUCUCGCCCCUGAGCCGCUGGAUGCUUCACAGUAAGAGCAGAGCUGCUAAUGACACCUCUCUGGAGCUGCCCUACCGCUCCCCGCUCCCUUUCUCCAAGCAGGAAUUUUCUAAACAGGAGUUCUGGGAGAUGUUGGGCAGCGACCUGCUCAAGCCAGAUGCCUCCAGCUCCAGGGUCAAACGUCGGCCGAUUGUUAAGACCGGCAAGUUCAAGAAGAUGUUUGGCUGGGGAGACUUCUAUUCCAACAUCAAGACAGUGAGGCUCAACCUGCUGAUCACCGGCAAGAUUGUGGACCAUGGUAACGGCACGUUCAGCGUAUACUUCCGCCAUAACUCCACAGGCCAGGGCAACAUCUCAGUCAGCCUGGUGCCACCAGUCAAGGCGGUGGAGUUUGACCUGGAGCGCCAGAGUGUGGUCUACCCUAAGGACUCCAAGAUCUUCAACUGCCGCGUGGACUAUGAGAAGGUGGAUCGCAGCAAGCGCACCUCGCUGUGCAACUACGACCCGUCCAAGACCUGCUUCCAGGAGCAGAUUCAGAGCCAUGUGUCCUGGAUUUGCUCCAAGCCUUUCAAGGUCAUCUGCAUCUAUAUAUCCUUCUACAGUACGGACUACCGCCUGGUGCAGAAGGUUUGCCCGGACUACAACUACCAUAACGAGAUGCCCUACCUGCCCUCGGGCUAG
Limanda limanda (common dab) is the source of this 828-nucleotide messenger RNA. Its product is annotated as neurexophilin-1. The transcript has 2 exons. Lineage: Eukaryota; Metazoa; Chordata; Actinopteri; Pleuronectiformes; Pleuronectidae. The coding region runs from base 1 to 828 and encodes 275 amino acids. The record is from RefSeq and is a predicted model, not a curated record. Gene Ontology annotation, molecular function: signaling receptor binding.